Messenger RNA from Moneuplotes crassus, 916 nucleotides. Lineage: Eukaryota; Ciliophora; Spirotrichea; Euplotida; Euplotidae. The record is from the annotation of a GenBank genome assembly.
CAUGGAUAUCAUUGACCUCGAAAGCAGGGUUAAGUACCUCAAUCCAGCAGGAGUCACUAUUAAUGUCAUGGAUAGAAUCCAACUUGAUAUUGGCCUCACUAAUCUGAACAAUUCCAUCGAGUGCGAUGAGCUCCUCUUCUGGGGAAGAAUCAAUGGCCUAAAGGCAGACUAUUUCAUUGCAGUUGCUGUAUUUUAUGAAGGAAAAUAUGAGUUCCCAGGGAAGAAGUUCUAUUGGGCCUCCAACAAUGACUUCAAGUUUGCUGAACUUCCUGAGACUCUUGAGCAGCAUCAUGAAUUUAUCAAUAAAUAUAACGACUUCUUCACUGGAGAUCAUACAAAAAUUUUAGAAAAUUUGGAAACCCCAGCUGGCGAAGGAGAAGGUGACCAAGCUGCUGAAGAAAACCCUGAGGGAGAAGGAGAAGAAAAUAACAAGGAUCUCGACACCGAGUCCGAAGAUGAUGAAGUCAAGGAACCUCCCAAGAACCUUACUGAACUAGACAGACUUGCUUUUGUAGUCAAAGCAAUUGAGAAUGACUGUCAAGUGAUCCCAAUGGGAAGCGUCAAACUCACACCUCUCCAUGAAGUAAGAAAGAAUGAAGCUUUCAAGGGUCUAGACCACACUAAUGGAUUUUUGGAAGAAUCCUAUCUCCACUUCAGAAGUGCUCAAAUUAAAGAUAAGAAAGAUCUGAACCAAAAAGAUGAUGCCAUCUUCAGGUCUGAUUUCUUAGAAUCUAUCGCUGAUGAUGAAAUCCAAGGAAGUUGGAGUGUGCAGCCAGAUACUACUAAAUCCCAGGUUAUCAUAAAGUCGCUCCUUUGGCCAGGAUAUCUUGCCUACCACAAGUUAAAAUCAAAGAUCUUUGGAGGAGUCUACAUCGGAGAUGGUACAAAGAAUGUUGACCUCCCAUUCAUGCUUUAG